Molecule: messenger RNA, 1344 nt
Organism: Aspergillus costaricaensis CBS 115574
Lineage: Eukaryota; Fungi; Ascomycota; Eurotiomycetes; Eurotiales; Aspergillaceae
Exons: 1
Coding region: 1-1344 (447 amino acids)
Source: RefSeq, a predicted model, not a curated record
AUGAAAUUCCAACACGUCGCACCGGUGUGCCUUGCGGGCUGUGCCCUGGCCUUGCCGACUCCGGUCGAGAAGAGACAGGAUCUCUCCGACCUCCUUCCGUUCCCUAUCCCAAGCAAUCUAAUUCCGACUGGCCUUUCCCUUCCGUCUGGCCUCUCCCUCCCAUCCGGUCUCUCCCUCCCCUCAGGCCUCCCCAGCUUCUCUCUGCCUACGGAUCUGUCCGACCUAGGCUUGAAGCGCCGGGACGUGCCUUUCUCUCUGCCCUCUGGUGCUGCACUUCCUACAGACUCCCAGGGACUGUCUCAGCUCCUGCCCUCUGGUCUCCCUGACCUGCCCGACCUCGGCAUCACCUUUCCCACUGGCCUUCCAUUCGAGAAGCGCCAAUUCGGCGGUGGUGGGGCCCCUGGAGGCGGAUCCUCUGGUGGUCCAUCCUUCGGCGGUGGCUCUGGAGGCCCGUCCCUCGGUGGCAGCAGCGGCGGCGACUCCUCCAGCCCCUUCGGAGGCCUACCCGGCCUUGGUGGUAGUGGCUCAUCCUCUUCCCAGUCCGGCGGCUCUCCCUCACCCUCCAGCGGUUCAUCCUCCUCCGGCGGAAUCCCCGACUUCCUCAGCGGCCUCGGAGGCUCUUCUAGCGAUUCUUCUAGCUCUGCUCAGCCCUCCAGCGGCAGCCCUCUCGGCGGUCUCUCCAGUAUCUUGGGCGGGCUCGGAGGCGACUCUUCCCAGUCUUCUAGCAGCCCCUCUGGCUCCUCUCAACCCUCCAGCAGCGAUCCCUUCGGCGGACUCUCCGGUAUCCUAGGCGGGCUCGGAGGCGACUCCUCCCAAUCUUCCAGCGGGCCUUCUAGCUCCUCCCAGCCCUCCAGCAGCGACCCCUUCGGCGGACUCUCCGGCAUCUUAGGCUCUCUCGGCGGCGGCUCCAGCUCCUCCUCGUCCGCGGGUGACUCCUCCAGCCCUUCCCAACCCUCCAGCGGCACUGCUCCGCCCAGCCAACCCUCCGGCGGUUUCCCUAACCCCUUCGGCGGCUCCUCUUCCUCCUCCUCUGACUCCUCCGCCCCGGCACAGCCCAGCGGCGACGGCCCCCAGCCCAGCGCCGCCUUCCCCAGCAUCAGCCUCCCCGAGCCUACCGGCGGCAGCAGCAGCAGCAGCUCUUCCGACUCCAGCGACAGCGACUCUUCCUCCUCCGCAUCGGACUCCGAGCCCUCUCUUAGCCUUCCUACUCCGUUGGCGUUCUCGCCCGGUGGUCUGAACCUCCCGGCUCCUUCGUCUAGCUCGGCUAUUCCGACUAUCUCAGCUGUUCCUACUAGUGCGGCUGUGCCGACUGCGCCGUCUUCGUUUAAGCAGUUUUUUGCUUAG